CUCAGAGCGCGCUUGGCUCCUCGUGCAAGGGUACUCACUCAACCAACGGUUCCUAGAGCGGUGCUCAUUGACGGGUGCUAGGCGAGCCAGCGAGCAAGCACGCCGACAGCCGCGAUGGCGGGCCGCGUGGCGAUGGCGAUCUUACUGGUAGCGAGCGGGGCCGCCGCCGCCGGCGGUGCGGAGAGACGAGCGGAGGUGGUGAACACCCAGGUCCAACGCAAGAUCGACGUGUCUACGCAGUUCGCCAAGGUGGUUACAACCUACACGGUCAAGGGAACCAGCGGUAGCUACAAGUUCGCCCUCCCGGCCGAUGCACAAGACCACCUGGCCUUCAUGAGCGUCACCAUGGACAAGGCGGAGCUGGAGUUCGAGCUUGAUGCGCCGUCUCCCGGCAGGGAUAGCGCGGGGGAGGGGCUGGUGCUCUACUCCGCGGCGGUCGAGCGACCCCAGGACAAGGAAGAAGUGAAGAUAGCGGUGAAGGCGGUAUAUACCGAUGUCCUGACGGCCUUCCCGAAGGAGAUAACGCAGCUGGAGGAGCAGAGCGUGGUGUUUGCGUCUACCCUCUUGGCGCCGUCGCCGUACAAGACGGUCAAGCAGACCACUACUCUCAAGCUCGCCUCCCCCAAGAUCCUGAGCAUGACAGAGGCGCCGAGCAAGAGGUCGGUCAAGUCGGACCAGGUGACGUACGGCCCCUUCGAGGACGUGCCGCCUUUUGCCGACGGGGGCGAGCUGCGAAUCCACUACGUGAACCACGCGGCUUUCGCCAAGGCGACCUCCUGCCUGCGCGAGAUUGAGGUUUCCAACUGGGGUAACAUCGCCGUGGAAGAACACUACGACUUGGUGCACGCUGGUGCGAAGAUGAAGGGCGGUUUCUCUCGCAUGGACUACAUGGCCAAGAAGCACGCGGAGUUGCCGAACCCUUCCUUCCGGAAGCUGGAUGCCUACCUACCCGCGGGUGCAAGCGACAUCUAUUACCGGGAUAACAUCGGCAACAUCUCGACGUCUACGGUGCGGCACAACCUCGGAGCCGUGGAACUAUCCGUGUUGUCACGGUUUCCCAUGUACGGAGGGUGGAAGAACGCCUGGUAUCAGGGAUACAACCUCCCCACCGAGGCCGGCUUGCGCCACUCCGGGUCGCACUUCACCCUCGAGAUGCCGUUCGGGCCGCCGUUCCCUUCCGUGUGGGUGGAGGAUCUCACAGUGAAGGUUAUUCUUCCGGAGGGCGCCCACAACAUAGUUGCGCUCCCCCCCUUCGAGGGCGUUUCGGAGGCGCGAACGGAGCGUUUCACCUUCCUCGACACCACAGGCUCCGGGAGACCUGUGGUGAUCAUGAAGAUGAAGAACGUCGUUAAGGAACACAACGUCAUGUUGAAGGUGACCUACGACUUCAACCGAGCAAGAAUGAUGAUGGAACCUCUUCUGCUCGCCGGCUUCUUUUUGGCAUGCUUCCUGGCGGCAAUGGCGGCGGGUCGUGUUGACAUGCGCAUACGCAGGGGGGGGGCAGACGCAGCACCAACAAAGGGAUAGAGGCCUAGAACAAACCAUUUGACGGCGUUGGUGUGAGCGUAGGUUGCAUCAAGCGAAGGUUUCAUCAGCCGUGUCUCUGGGGGGUGGUUUCCACAGGAAGCGCCGACGGCGAACCUGGCGCGCGAGCAUACUUGCGCUGCUGUUUGUAUAUUCUCAGCGAUGUGACAGCAAAGAACAGGGUUCGAACUGCCUAAGUAAAGCUUCGUGGCGGGUGCUGUCGUCGUUGUCGGCUGGGAUCGCGGUGUCCGGCUGGUUGUCUCUUGUGUGUUUUCGUUGUUGUGGGGUGUUCGGCGAAUCCCCUGCGAUAUUGUGGUAGCCCAAUAGGUGUGAUGUCCGCCGUUAUGCCUAACGUGAACGACGUGAUCGGUGAUCCUUUUCGGCUAGCAGGCGCGGUGGGGGUUUGGUUCUAGAAAAACGGGUUGGUUCAUGUUGUGGUGGAAAUAUGAUGUACCUGUUCGAUCAGACCUUGCCUAAUUUAAUCGCGCGCACGGCGAGAGCGAUGUGGAUGCGUACCGUUUAGGGGGCAUUGUGACGUGUUCACGCCACACGAAUGGCACCCUUGGGACGCAGCAGAGCCAGGAGAGCAAUCUAGUGUUUGCAGACAAAUUGUUGGUGAAUGCCGAGCGCCCGCGGUUUCUC
This is a messenger RNA of Ectocarpus siliculosus, 2166 nucleotides long. The record is from the annotation of a GenBank genome assembly. Lineage: Eukaryota; Phaeophyceae; Ectocarpales; Ectocarpaceae.